Molecule: messenger RNA, 1884 nt
Organism: Meira miltonrushii
Lineage: Eukaryota; Fungi; Basidiomycota; Exobasidiomycetes; Exobasidiales; Brachybasidiaceae
Exons: 1
Coding region: 222-1802 (526 amino acids)
Source: RefSeq, a predicted model, not a curated record
ACUAUCGCAAGACGCGAAUAGAAACAAUUCUAUUCUCGUUCUGAUGUCUUGAUCAAAUCUCAAGCAUAUAGAAUCUGUACAAAUGUCAGAAGGAAGAUUCUUUCUUCAAUAGCUAGGAGCAAUGGUGCAUAUAUGCUAUAUCGGAACCACAUAACGCUUACUCGAAUACCGAAAAUAGCAUCAAUCGGCGUCCUUGGAUUGAUGUGAGAACGUUUGACAUCAUGGAUGAUGGAAAGUAUAUAAACCAGAAGGUUCCGAGGAUCUUUCGAAAGCACGAAAACCAUAUUCCCCAAAACUCUCCAACCCAAUCCAAACUUCUUCUUUUACCCCAAACAUAUACUCUCAUUAUGCGUUCGCACUUCACUCUUUUAUUCACAUUCACGGUAAUCGCUCUUGCCGUCGUAAAGGCAGACGAUUCAGCAAACAUUCAAGCAUCAGGUGGUGGUGGUGCGGAUGGCAAUGGCGGAAAGACUGGCGGUGGGGUUGACGGUACAGUCGGAGGAGCAGGCAAAGAGAUUAAAGACGUUGCUGAUAAUCCGUUUUCAUUCUUUGAUGGUGGUUUGUUUGGUGGUGGUAAAGGAAACGCUAAUGGCGGCGGUGGCCUAUUUGGCGGUGGCGGUGGAGAUGCAAAUGGGAAAGCUGAUGACAAGGCAAAAGUGAACGCCGAUGCGAAUCCCAGUGUUAAUGCAAAUUUAGGUGCCGAUGGAAAGGGAAAGGGAGGCUCUGAUGAUAACGCAAAAGUCGAUAUUGGUGGAGGUGGAAAGGGAGGCUCUAAUGAUAAUGCAAAAGUCGAUAUUGGUGGAAGUGGAAAAGGAAUCGAUGCAGAUUUGGGUGGUGAUGGAAAGGGAAAGGCAGGGUCUAAAGAUGGUGCAAACAUUGACAUUGGCGGAAAAACUCCGGGUAUUAAUGCAGACCUAGGCUCUGGUGGUAAAGCAAAGGGCAAUACCGACGCAAACGGAAAAGUUGGUAUCGAUGCAGAUGCAAAAGAUGACAAAGAAGCAAAAGAUAAAGCUGACGCAAAAGCAAAAGCGGACGCUAAGGCGAAAGCUGAUGCCAAUGCAGAAUCAAAAGAGAACACAGAUGCAAAUGUAAAGCUGGGUAUUGAUGGAAAAGGUGGUGAUAAAGCAAAAUCACCACCACCACCAAAGACAAACACUGAUGCAAAUGGUAAAGCGAACACAGAUGCAAAUGUAAAAUUGGGUAUCGAUGAUAAAGACGGCACUGGUGCUGGCGCAAAAGCACCACCACCACCAAAACCAAAACCAGAACCAAAACCGAAGCCAGCACCAAAGCCAGAACCAAAACCAAAGCCAGCACCAAAACCAGAGCCAAAACCAAAGCCAGCACCAAAACCAGAACCAAAACCAAAGCCAGCACCAAAAGCAAAAACAAACACCGAUGCCAAUGGAAAAGACAAAGCAGACGCAAAUGCAAAAGUGGGUAUCGAUGCAAAUGCUGGCGAUCAUACUAAAGAAACAACUUCACAUUCAUCGAGCCAUAAUACCACUCACACAAGUGAUGAUGAGCCAAGUAUGGGUGCAGGCGUGAAGGAACAUGCUCAUCAUCAUAAUGGUACACAUCACCAUCAUGACCACCAUCAUCAUGGCAAAAUGGAGAAACAUAGAAAGCCACAUCAUAUGGGAGAUCACGCUCAUUCAUCAACCGGUGCAGGCGUACACGAUUCGCACAAAAAUCAUACUUCGACUUCGGAAUGUGUUUGUGAUAAGAAUGGAAAAUCGACCGGCAAUACUACCGCAACAGCAGAUGUCAAGGCAGAUACUUCAAGCAAUGUUCACACCUGAAACUCCUCUUUAUUAGACUAGAUCGCUCUCUCUCUAUCCUCCCAUACCACCAUGUCUAUUUGUAUAUACUCUACUAACGGAU